Molecule: messenger RNA, 762 nt
Organism: Aphis gossypii (cotton aphid)
Lineage: Eukaryota; Metazoa; Arthropoda; Insecta; Hemiptera; Aphididae
Product: piggyBac transposable element-derived protein 2-like
Exons: 1
Coding region: 1-762 (253 amino acids)
Source: RefSeq, a predicted model, not a curated record
AUGCCUUUAAAAAGGUAUCAGCAAAUUUUACGAUGCCUUCACUUUACAAAUAAUGAAGAAUCCGAUGUCACUGAUAGAUUUUUCAAAGAUCGUCCAGUCUUAGAUAUUAUAAGAUCGAAUUGCCUAAAAUUAAGUCAGGGGCAACGUUUUUCCAUCGAUGAAAUGAUGGUGCCAUAUAAGGGCAAAAAAGCUGGGUCUCGACGCCAGUACAUACAGAACAAACCAAAAAAAUGGGGAAUCAAGUUAUUUGUUCGUGCAGGGAUAGAUGGGAUGGUGUAUGACUUUUUAGUGUAUUCGGGGGAUUGUACAUUUCGGAACAUCACUUUUUCUACAUUUGAAACUGGUAAUUUUGGACUUGGUCCUAAAGUAGUUAUUGCAUUAUGUUCUACUAUACCAAAUAAACCAUUGAGUAUGGUUUAUUUUGAUAACUUCUUCACUAUCCCAGAAUUGAUAUAUUAUUUAAGAGAUGAAUUUGGAAUUCUGAGUUUGGGGACAUUGAGGAAGCAACAUUUACGGGGUUGUCCAUUGAUAGAAGACAAAAAGUUAAAUAAAUUGCCAAGAGGCUCAUUUAAAAGUCAGUGUGAUAUCAAUAAAAUUUUUAUAAUUUUUCUCAUACAUGGAUUCAUAUUGUUUUCAUCGAGUGUAUCUGAUGAUGAUGAAUUAGUAGAUGACAAUGGUUUUGCAGGUUUGUUUCUUCUGCCAUUAAAAAAGUCUUCAUCUUCUUCAUUUGAGACAACCACUCUACUUGGUCCAGGCGCAUAA